AGCGUAAUUAGUGUGUCUUUAAUCCCUAAUGAAUAAUAAACGCUAUCGUAACAACUUUUUGUGAGGUAGAAUUUUCCAUUGUCACAGUCUGAUCAUUGAAUUUACAUAAAAAAUAACAAAUAACACCCAUACGCCCGAAUGACUGUAAACACUGAUUUUUCCCCCAAAUAUGUACACAUUUUUUUUCUCUGGUUCUCAUUUUGGCAUUUUAAAGUAUAGAACUAGAGUAUUAUUUUUUAAUCCAAUUUUUUCUCCGUUCAUUCCCUAAUAUGUAAGGAUUUUCGGUAGCUAGAGCAAGUAGACAUUUCUUUUCACAAAGAACCAUCCCAAUGCAAAAAAAUUAUCCUGUUUUCGUUGCUAAUCAGACAUUUGAUUCAUUGGGACACACAGUUGUAGAGUUUGGAAAUUGUUGAGUUCUUGUCGGAGAACUAGUUGACUAACACAAUAGAGAUGGCUAAUAAAACUUAGUAUACUGCGUAACUUGACACCCAAUCAUGAGCAAGUAGCUAAAGUUACAACAAUGUGAAGACUGUAAUAUUGCGUUUCCAAGUUCAGUCUUUGAUGUUUUAAAAUACCCCAUGAAUCUCCUUGAAAUUCCCAGGCACAACUGCUGACCAACAAAGAAGAAAGUUACACUGUUUUGUAGCAGCACAGUCGUGGAGGACACGAUACAAGGAGUCAUAUUGGGUUUGACAGAAUAGGUAGACGCAGGCAGAGCGGAGGAAGCGGGGGUGGAGGACCUAGGGGUGGCAUGACGCGACCUCCUAACAAUGAUAACCUCCUGACCUUCAAACUAGUUGUUGUAGGGGAUGGAGGUGUCGGAAAAAGUGCUCUCACUAUACAAUUCUUUCAAAAAUUAUUCGUUACUGACUACGAUCCAACGAUAGAAGAUAGUUACAUUCAACAUACAGAGGUAGACAAACAAUGGUGCAUACUUGAUGUGCUGGAUACAGCUGGACAGGAAGAAUUCAGUGCAAUGCGCGAACAGUACAUGCGAAAAGGGGAUGGAUUUCUAUUAGUUUACUCGGUUACGGAUAAACAGUCAUAUGAAAAUGUUGUCAACUUUUACACUCAAAUCCUCAGAGUAAAGGAUCGCGAUGUUUAUCCGAUGCUCUUGGUUGCUAACAAAGUUGAUCUAGUACAUCUUAGAAAAGUUACCGAAGAACAGGGCAGAGAACUAGCACACAGAUUGGGGAUUCCUUACAUUGAAACUUCCGCUAAGGAUCCACCGCUCAAUGUAGAUGCAGCAUUCCAUGAGGUAGUACGUAUAAUCAGAAACCAGCCGCCGGCCGAACUGGAGAAAAAUCGUCGGAAACGAAGACGUUCAGGAAAGUGUAAUCUUUUAUAAACACUACCAGCCGAAUAGAAUCGUAAGAACAAGAAAUUCGCCGCAUCUACUGACCACAGAUCUCCGUAAGCAAGUAUCCAUAAAUUGCAACCAAAAUUCAGCGUCCUUUGACUUGACGGUUCGAUUUGACAAUAGACAAAGCUUCGUCCGUAAGUAACCAGUCCUUCGAAAAGUUUCUUCAGUUAUGGAAUAUUUAUGUCUUAUCUUUUUACUACAGAGAUAACUAUAGAGACAAUAGUACGAAGAUCAUUGAGUUUCACCGUUUUGUUUUCUGUGGCAAAGUUUAAUUUAUUGUACUGCUUAAAAUAAUAUCCAAACCCCCCAUUGCCAAAUGGCCAAAAAAUAUAUUCAAAAAUCAUCUAUUUAUUGGCUUUUUGAAUAAUUAGAAGGAAUAAACCUUUUAAUGGGUUGGCUAUUUAUUCCUUUUAAUUAUUUUUGUUCGGUUUUUUCCUCGAGCUAUGAAGAUAUUUGAAACAACGUUAUACAAAUCAAUUUUCUACCAACGGAAAUUGGUAAGGAAGAAAGGUAAGAAAAAAACAAACGGAAUUGAUCGUUUUUCAUUCUGUAAACUCGUAAUUUUUCUGGGAAAUGUUAUUGCGAUUCCCAACACUGUAAUCUGCGUCAUCAAAUGACUAUAAUGGUUACAUCAUUUGAUUCUUUCUUCAUUCGCGCUAUAUGAUGUGCAAUUCAGAGAAAAUUAGUGAUGAUUUUUGUGAUUAUUUCGUGCAAAACAGACGCGCAUGGUUAAAAACUUAUGCCUCGCGAUUCUUCAUUAUACCAAUAUACGUAAUGUUUUUACGCUUUCUUCAUGUUUUCUAAGACUUAUUUAUCACGCGUAAUUCUAAUUUAAUUGUUCUAUCUAUUUGUCUUUAUUUUAUUAUGAAACUGUCGGAUUUUCAGCUUCGAUAAGUAAAUUAGAAGCCUUUAGGUUUUGCACCUCAAUUAUACUUUCAUUGUCAUUAUUAUUAUUACUCUGAAUAGAGAAUAGAAUGUAUUUAAGAUAAGGCAAUACUGUCUUUCGUAUUCGCAUUUUGGGCAUGAAAAACUGUAAGGGUCUGA
This is a messenger RNA of Athalia rosae (coleseed sawfly), 2407 nucleotides long. Its product is annotated as ras-related protein M-Ras-like. Gene Ontology annotation, molecular function: GTPase activity; GTP binding; GDP binding. The transcript has 4 exons. Bases 752 to 1348 code for a protein of 198 amino acids. Gene Ontology annotation, cellular component: plasma membrane. Gene Ontology annotation, biological process: signal transduction. Lineage: Eukaryota; Metazoa; Arthropoda; Insecta; Hymenoptera; Athaliidae. The record is from RefSeq and is a predicted model, not a curated record.